Protopolystoma xenopodis is the source of this 597-nucleotide messenger RNA. The record is from the annotation of a GenBank genome assembly. Lineage: Eukaryota; Metazoa; Platyhelminthes; Monogenea; Polystomatidea; Polystomatidae.
AUGAGCCGAUCGCCUCUUCUCGCCUCGGCCCGAUCGGGUCGGCCGAAUGCGGCUCUCGGCGCGCCGCGAGCAGAGUCUGCGAGUCCCGUCACCGCGAGACGUCAUCCAAAGCUGUGUCGUCAACGCGGACGACGGCCGACUCUCUCUUUGCCCUCCCGUCUCGCCUCGGCAACACAACCAGCUCAUUGUCUCUGCGCCACUGGUCGUCAAGCGCUACCGCGUCAUGCCUCAUUUCGAGUCCUGUCAUUCGAGUCGGCUCGCCGGUCCUCCUGGCAACUGUCCGUCGUAGUCGACGUCUCGUCGAGCCGAUGUUGGCACCGCGGCGUGUGUGCCCAGCGACGCGACGACGGUGGAAAGAGACCGAGAGCGACAACAGCCGGAGUGGGGGCUGGAGCCGACAAGAGAGAGAGAGAGAUGGCGACAACGCGAUUGGUCGAGACGCACUCGGGUGGGCCGGGCCAGCCGCGGGGUCAGCGUCGCGGUCAAGACUGGCGAGGGCUCGGGCGCAGUCGCGUCACCUUUUCACCGGCCGCGUCGCGUCACGUCGCGUCCCUGACCCUGAACCGGCUCGAGGUCAGCCAAAAGGCAUCUUCAUGA